Molecule: messenger RNA, 771 nt
Organism: Pieris macdunnoughi
Lineage: Eukaryota; Metazoa; Arthropoda; Insecta; Lepidoptera; Pieridae
Source: the annotation of a GenBank genome assembly
AUGUUGUAUGCAAAGAACUUACCAAAGAAAUUAUGGGCAGAAGCAGUAAAUACAGCAGCAUUUGUGCUAAAUAGGACGGGGAAGAGUAAACAAAAUGAGAAGACACCAUUUGAAGUAUGGACAAAUCAAAGUUUCGACAUUCAUGAAUUGAAAAUAUUUGGUACACCAGUGUAUGCACAUAUACCAAAAGAAAGAAGAAAGAAAUGGGAUAAGAAAGCAGAAAAAGGAUUGAUGGUUGGAUACGGGGAAGACAUCAAGGGUUAUAGAAUAUAUUUCUCGGAGAAGAAUACUGUUGAUACAAAGAGAGAUGUGGUUUUCUUGGAACAAGAAAAGAAUAAAAAGGGAGAACCAAUAAUAAUGUUUGACACCAAGGAAGAAAAUAAUGGAGGUGAAGAAUCUCAAACAACCUCAGAAGUUACCCCUACAAACUUUGAUGAAGAUAGCUGUGAAAUCACUAUGUGUGAAAGUGUGUCUGUAAGUGAAUAUCAACCUUGUAGUGAUGAAGAAACUUCAUCAGAAGAGACAACACCAGUCCUAAAUGAAAGAAGCAAACGUGUGAGAAAACAAACCUCAUUCUACAAGUGUAAUAAUGUAUACAGUGAAGAAAGUGAGCCAGUGACAUACAAGGAUGCUAUGAGUAGAAAAGACGCUAGCAAAUGGAGUGAAGCUAUAGACAAAGAGUUGCAAACCUUAAAAGCGAACAAUACUUGGGACUAUUGUGAUGCACCAGUGAACACGAAGGUGGUUGCCAGAAGGAGCCUAUUCUGGUGA